GGUUUGGGACGCGACCGCGACCCGAAAGCCUAACGUUAUCGCCUAGGCUGCCACACGGGGCUGUAAAAUGUUUUGCGGUGAAACGAGACGGAUCCGUUUACGGUGACCGGUUUGUUUUUCUUCUUCGUUUUAUGCCAUUCGAAGCACGCGGGACGUAACCGUAGUCGCACGAGCGCAAUCAGAGGAUCCAUCCGCGCGAGAGCCCGUGAAGGAAAUUAGUAGCCAUGGAAACGUGGGGGACGGACGGACUCCGUGUAACCGGAAGCUCCCGGUCGCUAUAAACAAACCUAUGGACAGGUUGUCAGGUUACUGUGGACACGACAGAGCUAAAGAAACGGGUUUCUGGAUGUUUUCGAGAAGAAGGACCGAAGAUGACCGACAGAGCAGGUGGUAGUACCGCGGGGGACGAGUCCGGGAUUAUCCGCCGGAGGAGGAUGCAGAAGGAUCUGCCUUUGCCACGGAAGAGCAGCGGCUGUCGCACCAGUAACAGGAAGAGUCUAAUCCUGACCAGUACGUCCCCGACCCUGCCACGACCCCAUUCACCUCUACCUGGACACAUAGGAAGCAGUCCACUGGACAGUCCUCGUACCUUUUCACCCAGCGGCCCUGCACACUUCUCUUUCACCCCCUCUAGAAGGGCUGAUGGACGCCGCUGGUCUCUGGCUUCACUGCCGUCUUCUGGAUACGGCACCAACACUCCCAGCUCCACGUCAUCGAGCUCGUCCCAGGAGCGUCUGCACCAGCUGCCCUUCCAGCCCACCAUGGACGAGCUGCACUUCCUGUCCAAACACUUCGGCAGCACAGAGAGCAUGACGGACGACGACGGACGCAGGUCACCGCAUGUACGGCCCCGCUCGAGAAGCCUCAGUCCGGGUCGUUCACCAUCCUGCUAUGACAAUGAAAUCGUCAUGAUGAACCAUGUGUAUAAGGAGAGAUUCCCGAAGGCCACGGCUCAGAUGGAGGAGCGCAUGGCGGACUUCAUUCAGUCCUACACUCCGGAGAACGUGCUGCCGCUGGCCGACGGCGUCCUGAGCUUCAUCCACCACCAGAUCGCCGAGCUGUCCCGGGACUGCCUGACCAAAUCCAGGGAGGGCCUCAUCACCACCGUCUACUUCUACGAGCUGCAGGAGAACCUGGAGAAACUCCUGCAUGACGCGUAUGAGCGAUCUGAAAGUUCUGAGCUGACCUUCGUCAUCGAGCUGGUUAAAAAACUCCUCAUCAUAAUUUCUCGACCUGCAAGACUUCUGGAGUGUUUGGAAUUUAACCCAGAGGAGUUUUAUCACCUGCUGGAGGCAGCGGAGGAUCACGCCAAAGAAGGACAUCUGAUGAAGACGGACAUCCCGCGGUACAUCAUCAGCCAACUCGGCCUCACACGAGACCCGCUGGAGGAAAUGGUGAACCUGGACAGCUACGACAGCGAGGGGCCACACACACCUGAGACCGACGACUCAGCUGAGGGAAAGAUGAAGGUCAUGAAGCCACCCUGUGAAUCUGACUUUCAGACCAUCAAGCUGAUUAGCAACGGAGCGUAUGGGGCAGUGUAUCUGGUAAGGCACAGAGAUACUCGGCAGCGUUUCGCCAUGAAGAAAAUCAACAAGCAGAACCUGAUCCUGAGGAACCAGAUCCAACAGGCGUUUGUAGAGAGAGACAUCCUGACCUUCGCCGAGAACCCGUUCGUCGUCAGCAUGUUCUGCUCCUUUGAGACUCGCAGACACCUCUGCAUGGUCAUGGAGUAUGUGGAGGGAGGAGACUGUGCCACCCUGCUGAAAAACAUUGGCGCACUGCCAGUGGAAAUGGCACGAAUGUACUUCGCUGAGACUGUCCUGGCUCUGGAGUACAUCCACAACUAUGGCAUCGUGCACAGAGACCUUAAACCAGACAAUCUGCUGAUUACGUCUAUGGGACACAUUAAACUGACUGACUUCGGCCUCUCUAAGAUGGGUCUCAUGAGCCUCACCACAAACCUGUAUGAGGGCCACAUCGAGAAGGAUGCUCGUGAGUUCCUGGACAAACAGGUGUGUGGCACCCCAGAGUACAUCGCGCCGGAGGUGAUACUGCGGCAGGGCUAUGGGAAGCCCGUGGACUGGUGGGCCAUGGGAAUCAUCCUCUAUGAGUUCUUGGUAGGCUGUGUGCCAUUCUUCGGGGACACACCUGAGGAGCUGUUUGGCCAGGUGAUCUCAGACGACAUUGCCUGGCCCGAGGGAGAUGAAGCGUUGCCUAGCGACGCCCAGAACCUGAUUUCCACGUUGUUGCAGACCAACCCACUGGUGCGAUUAGGGACAGGAGGAGCGUAUGAGGUGAAGCAGCACUCGUUCUUCUACGAUCUGGACUGGAACAGUCUGCUGAGGCAGAAGGCGGAGUUCAUCCCUCAGCUAGAGUCUGAGGAGGACACCAGCUACUUUGACACCCGCUCGGAGCGUUAUCACCACGUCAACUCUUACGACGAGGACGACACGAACGACGACGAGCCGGUGGAGAUAAGGCAGUUCUCCUCUUGCUCUCCACGUUUCAGCAAGGUGUACAGCAGCAUGGAGCACCUGUCUCAGUUGGAGCAGAAAACACCGGCGGUGACCAGACGAGAGCAUAAGGGACGUCGCGAGGACAGAAUGGCAAAGAGAGAGAGCAUCGGCAGCUUUAGCAAGAGCUGGAGGACAAGCUCACCAGAGAUGAAACGCCUCUCGUGUUCUGAGUCUCUGUACACAGAGGGAGAUUCCAGUCCUCCUCUUGGUGCCAGGCGACGCUUUUCUGCACUGAUGGACUCGCACCGAUUUGCCUUGCCUCUAGAGGGCGAUGCAGAAACGCAGCCGCAACAAAGUGCGGCUAAAUCCACUGCACCCUCAUCACCCAGUGCUAGCGAACAGAGCACGUCUGUAAAGGAGGCGCCAGGAGUGAAUGUGGGAGAUAAGCCAGGCAGACCCACUGAGGUAUCAGCACCACAGCCAAUUCCAUCAGCGACAGCGGCAGCAGUCGCUGUUUUCCGGGAUGCUGUUGUCAUGGGCGACUCCCCCAGCCAACGGGCCACCAACGACCUGGUCCUAAGAAGAGCACGUCACCAGCAGCUCUCUGGAGAUAGCGAGAAAAGAACCACACGUCCCGGCAACAAGGUCAUCAAAUCUGCCUCAGCUACGGCGCUGUCUGUCAUUAUUCCAGCGGUUGAGCAGCAUUCUAGCUCUCCUCUGGCCAGCCCAAUGUCCCCUCGCUCUGUCUCGUCCAACCCGUCAUCACGAGAUUCGUCCCCAAGUCGAGACUACGGCCCUGCGGUUAGCGUACUCCGCUCGCCCAUCACUAUCCAGCGCUCAGGCAAAAAGUAUGGCUUCACGCUGCGUGCCAUCCGGGUCUACAUGGGGGACAGUGACGUCUACAGUGUACACCAUAUGAUCUGGCAUGUAGAAGAAGGCGGUCCAGCUCAGGAGGCAGGGAUGUGUGCUGGUGACCUCAUUACACAUGUCAACGGAGAAUCUGUGCAUGGAUUGGUGCAUACAGAAGUGGUGGAACUCAUUCUUAAGAGUGGUAAUAAGGUGACUGUGACCACCACUCCCUUUGAGAACACAUCGAUCAAAGUGGGUCCUGCUCGCAGGUCUAGUUACAAGUCCAAGAUGGCAAGACGCAGCAAAAGAACAGUCAAAGAGGGACAGGAAAGUAAGAAGCGAAGCUCUCUCUUCCGCCAGAUAACCAAGCAGUCCAAUCUUCUGCACACGAGCCGUAGCCUGUCAUCUUUAAACCGCUCCCUGUCCUCUAGUGAUAGUUUGCCAGGCUCUCCUACACACAGCCUGUCUGCCCGGUCACCCACUCAAAGCUACCGCUCUAGUCCAGACUCCUCAUUCCUAGGUGCGUCUUCUCAGAGCAGCUCUCCAGCCUCCAGCACACCAAAUUCUCCUGCAGCCUCCCAGCAUAUGCGCCCCAGCUCUCUCCAUGGCCUGUCACCUAAACUGCACCGUCAGUACCGCUCAGCCCGUUGCAAAUCAGCUGGCAACAUCCCUCUGUCCCCGCUUGCGCAUACGCCAUCCCCUACUCAGUCUUCACCACCGUCCUUGUCGGGUCACACAGUGGGAAGUUCUAAUAUGACCCAGAGCUUUUCUGUCAAGCUUCAUUCAUCUCCACCUAUUACAAGGCCCAGGCCAAAGAGUGCUGAACCACCCCGGUCUCCACUUCUCAAGAGGGUGCAGUCAGCAGAGAAGCUAGGGUCACCUUUAUCUUCUUCGACUUCCUCAGACAAGAAAGGUGGAAUCGGGGCUAUGAGGAAGCAUAGUCUGGAGGUUGGCCAUUCAGAUUAUCGUAAGGAGGGCUUCCACUGUGAGCUUGGUCUCCAAAGCUUGUUGGAAACAGAAGGGGAGAAUCUGGCCUCAACUUCUGCAACAACCCCAUCCCCUACCCAGCCUACAGUUCCGUCUCCAAUGGAAACAGGUGUUUUUAAGCCGGUAAGGAAGCUGGGCAGGCAGGAAUCCCCACUGAGUAGAGAUGCUUUGCUAGCUGGAAGAGUGAAAGAAAAGGACAAUGGCAGGGUGAAGUCUGGUGAUUUAACCCAGGGAAGUGACAGUAAACUGGCAAUAGUCCUAGAGAAGUCACCCCCUGCCGCAGAGGCUCAGCAGCAUAUCAUGAGCAUGAAAGUCCCAGAUGAUAAGUCAAGUCACAUAAGAUCUCCAGUUGUUGAUGUGUCUCAACAUUCACCAUCCAAACCAAGAGAUGCUAGCACAGCCAAACUUGAAGCUAGUCAGCCUGUUGUGACCAAACCUUCACCUGUUGCACCAGAGUCUAAAUUUAGCGUAACUCCUUUAAUUCCAUCACCUCUGACUACUGCUGUUCUAAAAACCACAGAGCUUACCUUCUCCAGUUUAGGUGCAUUAGGUAUGAGUCAGAUUUGUGAGAAAAAAUCCCCCAGCAAGAAUGUCCAUUCACAGACACCAGGGACUGCUAAAGCUCACCAGGCUUCCAUCAGUGUUGUCAAGGACUUGCAAGGAAAAGUGGCUGAAAAGAAAACAGAAAUGAAAGAAAUGAAACAAGAUACAGGAAAGAAUAUCAGCCCUGUUAAAUCUGGUGUAACAUGCAGUGCACCUGUAAAGGCAACUCCACUCCCUGUAAAAGUGUCAGUCCAAGCCACAACCACAGAAGUAUCCAGAGUUGUCAAAGGACCAUCAGAUGGAGACAUUCUUAAAAAGUCAGGUGCAGAGACUCAUGGUAGGACUCCAGAUAUGAGGGUAAGACCUGGAUUACCUCCAUCCAAGGGGGUUGUUCCACCCUUUCCACCUCAGGUCCAGUCUCCUGCUCUGGGCAAGCUACGGCCGGACAAGGGCCUUUCACCAGUCAACUGUUACCGAGGCACAUUGGACUGGGAAGACAAGUGUCUCUUGGAAGUUGUUGAGGAGCAUUCUCCUUCUCCUACACCGUCCCCUACUGCAGCUUCUCCUAGCCUGUCAAAAUCACCUCUCCAACCCGUUGUUACUCAAUCCUUGUCUCUCAGUGACAAAAGUGGCUCGGCUAGCGUGUCUAAAACUGGAAAAGAACCAGCCAAAGGGUUAAUCCAGGAGGUUGCAAAGGGCAAGGAGGCUGUUAAAUCAGAGGAAACUAAGGUUAUUGCACAGGGAAAGACUGAGGUUUCAGGUAGCCCAGAUUUAAAAGUAGCAACACUGAGCCCUACCGGCACAAUACCACAGAAAAAGAAUGAGAGCACGAAGAAUGGCUUGUGACAUUUCAGCACAGCCUGCCUUUGCCUUUAUUAGAGAUUUAGCACUCGGAGACAAGAGAAAAGAAUUGUGAUAAGGUCAUUCUAAUACUGGUUUUAUUUAUUGUACAAAAAAGGUUACUAGAUGUAUUACAGGUAUAUGCAGAGAAUGAUUGCACACAUGCCUGUAGUUAAAAAGAAAGCGCAAAGUGGUUUAACAGAUCAAACAAUGCUGAAACUGUGAAUGCCAAUUCAUUGCUUAAGCAAAAUGGUUGCAAAAUGGUUUCUUCCUAAGACGUUCUCAUGAGUUUGAUUCCUCUGUGUUUGAUUAGCAUGCCUGUCCUGUGAUUAUGCAGCUAGCGCUCAAACUGCGCUUAUUUCUAUGCUAUGUAGGUGGAGGGAUAAGUAGGACCAAAAUAAGCAAAAAAAUAAAACCCUGAGAGAUUUAAUUUUCUGUAAGCCCAUAGACCAAUGGAAGAUUUUAAAGGGCAAAAGCCUUAAAUUAAGAUGGUUUUGAAUUAUCCUGCACUGCAUGGGUGAGCGUAGCCUUCUUAUCAGGUGCCAACAGGAGGCCUAGCACAGUAGCCAAGUGACUGCUUCCUGUCGCAGCUUAGACAGCCCGGAUAUAACCGCUGAGGUGGGCUUUGUGUCCGCUCCAUUAAACAGGUGCCUUUCUGCUGGAUUGGCCAAGAUGAGUUUAUGAGGGCUGUCAAGGUGGAUCAUGGAAAGGUAUUAGUGAAAAAGCAACGUUUUGCACAUGCUGCUGGGUUUAAAUGUAUUGAGCAGAGCGGACAGUGUGGCGGGUCAAACUGGCUGAAGUUUAAAAUACAUGAUUUAUUUUGCUCAUGCUGAAAUACUUGACGUAUUGCAACACAUUUCAAUUAUAUUGUGGAAAUCAUUCAGAAAAAAAAAAUCAGCUUGUAGUUCCAAACCCAAAUCCCGGUAUAUGAGUUUAACUCUAUUAUCACAUUUAAUCUUUUGAUUAACAUUUAGGACGUAUCCUGACUUCUCCAAUAUAGAAUAUCAUCAUCAGUAAAAAGAAAAAGAAAAUAAAAGUUGGUACUUGGUAAAACGUGAAGAAAUAGUACGUUGUUCAGUGUCUAGAGCCAUGAUGUAUAGAGCUAUGAUGAUAAUGUUCGGGUGUUAAAUACAGUAGAUCAUCGCAGUAGAUCUAGCAGUGUAGAUUCCCUCUGGGUCUGUUUUCGUAUUGUGUGGUCUUAGUAAAGUGAGGCCUAAACACCAACACUUUUAGUUUAUAACAUUUUUUUUUUUCAUUAAACGUAUCGUUUACCUCAUUACUGUGGUGAAUAUUUAUGAAUAAGCAGUUAUUUAAAAAAAAAAAAAAAAAAACUUUACAUGUGCAAAAUCAGAGAGUAACAGUGUAAAUAGAAAUGUGCUGACAUCUGGUGGCUAAAUAGCACCAUGACCUUAUUUCUGUACUCGGGUGACCUCUGCCGCCUGCGAGAUGAACUGCAAGUGCAAUGAAAACACUGAGAAGUUUGACUGACUGCAUCCCCUCAAGUCAACAUUAACUGCUCUGGUGUAAUUCAGUACAUCUGCCUCAUGGGUUUGCAAAGAGAUGGGGCUAAAGAAAACGAACAACACAAAACUAGAAGCUUGACAUAAAGAGACUAGCGAUAUCAGUUGUUAAUGACGGUUUUAGUAACGUCUUUGAAAUUGUUUGUUCGUAACAAUUCCAUAAAAAUUCCACGUGGAAAAGUGACAAAGUGCAGCUUUAAGGUAGAUGACGUACAUUAGGAAUCAUUACUAUCAGUUUGCUAAUAGUAUUGGCUUGUUGUGUUUUACGGAGACGCGUAUUGAUUUUAACGGUUGAAGUCCAAGAGCCUCUGUGUGUUUUGUGUAUCCUGUCAGGUCAGGAAUGCAAAUCAAUAGUCUGCUCUUUCCAUCCUCGCAAUCCUGCUUGUUCCUAGUGAAGUUGAUUACCGAAGCUAAAUUUUUAGCUGAGUGACAUCUGUAUGUUGUGUAAUAAUACACUCGCUGGUUUUUAAACUAUUUUCUCACCACUCUGUGCAGCAUGCUUCGGUCUACAUUCGUACCAGUAUACGACAGAGUGCAAAGCGCACCGUCUCGCUUGUAAAACAGGACCUUAGUUUGGAUGUCAUACAGCAUCUUGGUGAUCUGGAACACUGUAACAUCUGAGUAAAGUGGAGCUGGUGUACCCCAAAUAUUCGUUUUGUCACUUUAGCUCUGUGGGGAAUGUAGCUGAGGUGUAAUGGAAGCCGUCGUCUUUUUCGUUUACAUUUACAUUGUUUAGAAAUGUCCAGAACGACAUACAGAAAACAUAUCCUCACGCUAGGUCAAUAGAUCAAGGGUCUAUGAAUAGUUCCAAGUUAAAACCCCAGAGAGAGGAAGAGAGAGAGGAAGUUAGUACGACAGGAAAACAAUUUAGGCCGCUUGGUCACAUCACGGUUCCAUAGUUUCUUAGCAUGUUCUUUCUUCCUGUGUGAUAUUGUCCGUUUCCUCUGGGUUUAGCUGGUUUCCUCCCAGUAAUAUGGCACUAUAUUGAUUUGGCUGCAGUGCAUUUCCCAUGUGAACCUGUGUGUGCAUGAUGCUCUACGAUGAACUGGUAGCCCAUUCAGGGUACAUUCUCACUUUACUCCUGCUGUUCAUAGAGUGAGUCCAGCAGGGUGUUCAACACAGCACCGGGCUACUUAUUUUGCUAAUCGAACAUUCCUGGUCCUGAGAGUUCUCCUCCUCAGCAUACCUUCAACCAUGGUGGCCAUAAAGCCACCAUAACGUACCAGUGUUCAGCUGCUCCUUCUGUGUGAAGUCUGUAUGACAUCAUGCCGGGAUUGAGGCAGGAAUUAGCACACGAUCAAGCAAACACUGGACAACCAAAACUUUCUGAUAACUAGAGCAGAACCUUGAGGGAUGCCAUUACACUGUAUGUGUAUUAAAGGUAAAUCUAAACAAAGCCUUAUAAUCAUAUCCACAUUUUUCAGUUUUAAAUCCAGUCCAUUGAUCAACAGCAUUAUGCAUUCAAAGCUUUUUUUUUAAAAACAAAUUGCAUGGCGCUAAUUGACACAGCGUGAUGUAACCGGAUAUCAGAAACAUGAGUAUUUCUGACUUAUUUGCUGUAACAACAACGUAGGUGAAGGAUUUCAGCUUGGUUUUCUAACCACACGUUGGAACUGAUUCCAGGUCAUGAGACUCUCGUAACAGCUGGACCUGAUACUCAUGACACAUACAAAAAUAAAUAAAUAAAAAAAUCACACUUAUUGACUGUUGUCAAUUUUAUCACGUGACUGUUAUAGUAUAUCAAAUCAUGAAGUUAAAAAAAAACAUUUUGUAUUAUUUUCUGUUCCACUUUAUAGCCUAGUUUCUUAUUCCUGAUGUAAAAUGAUGGAUUUGAUGAAUUGCCUCCUGGCUCAUUCCAAGUCAACCCUCUUGACUCCUGAAGCAUCAUCAGUUCCUGUGCAUCAUUUGUGAUUUCUUUCUGAAUGUGUUUAUUUAUUUAUUUACUUGUUUUUACGAUUCUGUGAUCUACCAGAAUGCACUUUAUUUGAUGGAUCUUCUUUUACACAGACGUAUAAAAUGUACUGUAUUCGUUUACCACCAAGAGAAAUGUACACCCAAAUGCAGAUAUUCUCUGUUUAACAUGAACGUUUUAGAGAGAAAAAUAAAGGAACAAUCGUUUAUUAU
Tachysurus vachellii is the source of this 9322-nucleotide messenger RNA. It is a transcript of the gene mast1a, whose product is annotated as microtubule associated serine/threonine kinase 1a. The record is from RefSeq and is a predicted model, not a curated record. Gene Ontology annotation, biological process: intracellular signal transduction; peptidyl-serine phosphorylation. The transcript is spliced from 27 exons. Gene Ontology annotation, molecular function: protein serine/threonine kinase activity; ATP binding; magnesium ion binding. Bases 372 to 5684 code for a protein of 1770 amino acids. NCBI's taxonomy places the organism in Eukaryota, Metazoa, Chordata, Actinopteri, Siluriformes, Bagridae.